Molecule: messenger RNA, 279 nt
Organism: Parascedosporium putredinis
Lineage: Eukaryota; Fungi; Ascomycota; Sordariomycetes; Microascales; Microascaceae
Source: the annotation of a GenBank genome assembly
AUGAAAAGCAGCUUGCAGUCCUUCUUAGUCGAACGGCAUACCCUGGAUUCCGCGAACAAUUAUCCAUCAAAUUUUGUUCAUCUUUUUUGUGGGGAGGUUGUGCUUUUGAGGAGUGUUGCGCGCGGGCUGCGCGGGGCUCCCUGGUGGAGUGGAGUGUAUUAUGACUGCUGCUCUUUUUGGGAGGGUGGGGCAGUUAGGGAGGCCUUAUAUAUCAAAUUAGAAAGGUUUACUUUCGCCUUCGGGCAUUUGGUCAAUUUGCAAAAAUACAGAGAAGAUUAG